Molecule: messenger RNA, 789 nt
Organism: Lactuca virosa
Lineage: Eukaryota; Viridiplantae; Streptophyta; Magnoliopsida; Asterales; Asteraceae
Source: the annotation of a GenBank genome assembly
AUGCGUGGAAAUUUCACAUUAGGGUUCUUUGGUGAAAACUACAGUUACUUGGGAAUUUGGUACACAAGCGAUGUUCAAUCCACAAAAGUAUGGGUAGCUAAUCCAAAUGCACCGAUCAUAUCCACCCCAGGCACUCAUACCCUAUCCAUCAGUGCCAAAACCGGAGACUUGGUCAUCAGUGCAGGAUCCAAAACUCUAAUGAGAAUCACCGAUGUUAAACUGGGUCCAAACGCAAAUGUGACUGCAACCCUCGAAGAUAAUGGUAAUUUCCGGCUGAUUAACCAAGUUGACAAAAGAGUUUUGUGGCAGAGUUUUGAUCACCCAACCAAUGUACUUUUACCUGGCAUGAAGCUUGGGUAUGACAUGGAAAUGGGGCAGAAUUGGACCUUGACUUCUUGGUUGAGCAAUGAAAUCCCAAAAUCAGGAGCUUUUACUUUGAGUUGGGAACCCACUCAAAAAGCAUCCCAGAGAUUAAUGAUCCGACGACGAGGACAACCCUACUGGACUAGUGGAAAUCUAAACAACCAAAUAUUUCAAUAUAUGUUUGCAUUGAAUGGCCCAGGUAGUCAAUCCAUGUAUAAUCUCACUUCUGUAUACAACAAUAAAGCAAGAUACUUUAGCUAUGAUGGUAAUACUGCUGCUUUACCCAUGUGGAUUUUGACACCAAAAGGACAAAUUAGAGAUAUUAAUAAUGCUGCUGCUUGGAGCCCUGAGUUUUGUUAUGGAUACGAUACUGUGUUAAAGAUCAUCACUAGCCCAAUAGAACAAAUAUUAUCUAGAAGACUUUAG